CGUGCCAUAGUGAAGAGUCUGAAGACAGCUGGUGCCACUUUUGGCAGCUUUCUCAUUUUAGCCAGUUUUAUUUUGGCAGCCGUCUGACUUCAUAUCGUUUAAUCUUUCCCUGGCAGGCUGGCCAUGAGCGCCUCUGGUUAUUCGCAGCUAACGUUGCCACAGGUGCCUCCUGGUUACGUUCUGCAGUUUGUGUCAGUGCAGGAGGGGAGCAAUAAUCUCAGCGAAUUCCUGCAGAGUUAUCCUGCCGUCGCCAGCAGUAAUCAAGUGGAGGACCAGGAAAGCCAGAGCAGUGAAAUGAACGAGUUCUUCUGCACUACGUGCAACACGAAUUCCGAAGAGCCGUGCUGGGAUCACGCGGAUGCCGUCAAGGACCAUGCAGUCGAGUUGGCUGUCAUUACGCUGCCGGACUGUCUCUUCUUCGACCAUAAACCGGGAAUGCCCGAUAAAGGUGUCUUUGCACGGACAGCCAUCGCGGCGCAGACCGUCUUCGGUCCGCUGAUCGCCCCCAUCCGCAAGACCUUCGUGGAGGACACCACGCUGGCGCUGCCCUUCUCCGACCUGGGCAAGAAGGACGCCGUCUACUUCGACCUGCGCUCCAGCCACACCUGCAACUGGAUGAAGUUCGUCCGCUUCGCCGAGACGCGCGCGCAGCAGAACGUGGCCGUCUGCAUCCGCGACACCGACAUCUACUUUGUCACCAUCCGCUUGGUCCCGCCCCGCGAGGAAAUACGAGUGGCUUUUUCUGGCAAAUAUUCCGCCGUUCUGGACGAGGCGUUCCUGCAGGAGAGAGUGAUGCCGUUUGAAGCAGUGGGAGGCCACCAGAUUGUGGCGGUGUUGGCCAGUGGAUCCCAGGAGGCUGCGGCACCGGAACUACCCGUUCCUGUGCCAAAUUCCCCGCAAAAACACCCAACACCACGGAAAAGUGCGCAUGCUCCUCAGACGACCGAGGAGCCAACUUCGAAAAGAGGACAGACCACUCCAUCGCGGGCUUUUACGCGCCCCAUGAUCCCCGCAGCAAAAAAAUCCGUUGUCCCUCCGUCUCGUUCUAGUGUAGUUCGCAAAAGUCAGACGCCAUCCGAACCGAUUCGUCUUCCGGUUAAACCCUCCAAGACCAUGGAAUCUGACCCAUCAGCCGGCGCUGCGCCACAACCCACCGUGUCUCCGUUGAGCGUAACCAGCUACGGAUUGCGGUCGAAACGCGCCAGCAUCCCAGCGGAAGAAUUUUUUUUGGAUAGUCGCGGGAAACCCGUUGUGUUUAAUGGAUCGUAUUCGGACACCGUGUCUCCUGCACCCUCUCCAGCGCAAGGAUUACGCGAGAGGGCGUCCCGGAAGAGGAAUAAGGUUGUGGUGGAUGUGUCUGUCGAUGAGCGCGAUGAAUCUAUGGAUAUUGUUCCCAUUACACCAAAGAGUAGAAACAAUCCACCGCGGGUUUCGGAGAGGUCUCGAAGAGAUGCGGGUGGGAAGCGAAGUAAAAGUGUUGCAGAGAGAACGGUUAAUCUCUUUGGACAUAAUUUCGAGGAUCAUUCUGAAGAUGACGCGGAUUGGGCCAUGACUGACAGUAGCACUCGAAGCCGUCGUUCUUCAUUAUCACGGAGCACCGGCCUUUCUUCGGACAUUAGCAGUUCGGCCAUAACCGAAUCGGAGCGAUCGUUUCCGGCUCAGAAGCGUUCUCCGGCAAAAACACAUCGAAAAGCAGCCAGCACGCAGAAUGGCUCCAGAACGCCAACGAAAACAGUGGUCCGACAUUCGCCGGAGAUUGACAAUGCAGUCUGUAUUGAGAGCCGUGAAGGUAGCGAAGAAAUCGAACAAGUGCCUGCGCCGAAAAAAGCGAAAGUCGUGCCUGUCCUGACGAAUGUGAAGAGCGGAAAAAAAGCAGAAGUCCUGAUGAAGUGAUGACAUGAUUGAAUUGUUCCUUCCAUUGGUGCUGGAGAUUUCAGUACAAGUGAACGGUUAUUGGUGAUGGUCAGUAAUCUGCUCAGUUUUAGCAAUAUUUUUGUAUUCGCAAGGCUCUGUUUUAUAAUCUCUUAAAAUUCCUGCCGGAAUCUUGUCCUUAAAAUUUCUCUUUUAUUCUUUGUGAGAAUGAACUGCACGUUCUUAUUUGGUACAGAAUUAAUGCUUAAGUAGUGGUAUUUGUUUGUAAAGCGAUUUCCGUCUCUGUCUGCAGUAACGUGGUUCACUUGGUGAAAGUUCCUUGAAUAUUUGCUCUUUGGUUGUGUUACUGUGAGGAAUAAUUGGAGAUGUGGAA
Messenger RNA from Paramacrobiotus metropolitanus, 2245 nucleotides. Its product is annotated as nucleolar protein dao-5-like. The coding region runs from base 124 to 1893 and encodes 589 amino acids. Gene Ontology annotation, biological process: regulation of transcription by RNA polymerase II; cell fate commitment. The transcript is spliced from 6 exons. Gene Ontology annotation, molecular function: histone deacetylase binding; RNA polymerase II cis-regulatory region sequence-specific DNA binding; DNA-binding transcription factor activity. The record is from RefSeq and is a predicted model, not a curated record. NCBI's taxonomy places the organism in Eukaryota, Metazoa, Tardigrada, Eutardigrada, Parachela, Macrobiotidae. Gene Ontology annotation, cellular component: cytoplasm; nucleus.